CAGCCAAUCUGGAGUCUACGUUUUACGUCGCAAGAGCACAGUGCGAAUUUACGCACUUACACUUCCUGUGCGUGCAUGACGUAAGUUCCAGAGAGUAAGAAGUGUGAUGUGGCUUUGACUUACAACAAAAUGUCGGCUAUUUUCAACUUCCAGUCACUGCUUACUGUGAUUUUGCUCCUGAUCUGCACCUGUGCCUACAUCAGAGCUCUGGCUCCCAGCUUGUUAGACAAGAACAAAACUGGGCUUUUAGGUAUUUUCUGGAAAUGUGCCAGAAUAGGAGAGAGGAAGAGUCCCUGGGUGGCCUGCUGCUGCAUCAUCAUGGCUUUCAGCAUACUCUUUCUCCAGUAGCAGUGUAUGAGUAAAACCACAAGUGAAGACAUGAAAUAUAUCAUGCUGCAAGCACAACAGGACAUUUGGACUAUGUACAACAAAGACUUUUUACGGCUCACUGUAGCACCUGAGGGAGAAAAGGCAUAGGUGGAGGGGUGAGGUGCAGCCCCGCAACGUGUCUGUUGAUCUCCACUAGUGUCCAGACUUGUCCUUGUGUUUAAUUGUGUGGACCAUUAACAUGAUCAAAUGAUCCAUUGUUUCUCUUAACAUUUCAUCCUGCCCUAUGAAUGUGUCACAAUUGCAUUGAUUUUUAAAACAAAUUUUAAAUAAAUUCCCUUAAUUGAUAUCUGUAGGAUGCCAGUUGCAUAAAGAGUUUAAAACAUGAUGAAGACAAUGUCAUGAGCUGCACUCAUGUUACCAAAACAUGGAAGCUCCAUAAAGGUCCGUAAUGUCGCUCCAGUUUCAAAGACCAUGACCAACAGUGCAAUGUUUUCUGUACUAUAGUUCUGUUGGUUUAUGUGUUUUGUUUGGGUAAAUUCAGUUUUACCUGACUCAGAAGCUCGAACCUUUAAUGGUUUUAGAGUGGCCAUAGUACAGUAUUUGGAACUGAAUCCUUACUUCCCUAAUGAAAUUCAAAAGUUUAUAUUUUUUUGUCUAAUUUUGCAUGGCCAAAGAAACUUCAUACACAACAUCAAAAAGCGUCUUUAGCAGAUAAUGUGUAACAAUUAUGUUCUGCAAUAGAAUUUUUUUUUUGUUGUGUAACCCUUUUUCCUCUCUUUGUUUAGGAAUUGUCUCAGUGGUCUACUUUUUAAAGUUUUUUUUUUUUUUAAAGUAAGUCACUAUUUAUUAAAAAACCUAUACUAAAUUUCCUGAUCUGAUUAGAUGGCCAUUUGUCUUAGCCAGUUGAUUAGUGUCAUUCACAAACUGUGGGUUAUGACCAAACCUAACAGUGAUGAUGAUUUUUUCAUUAUUGUUUUUUAAAAUAUUACAAGAUACUCUCUGUGUACGUUUUUUUUAGCUGAAACUCUGAGGUGUCAGUGGAUAAAACUGACUUACCGAACUGCAGCCUAAAAUCACAUCUGAAGUGCAGCUCCCUGGACUUUGCCUGGAGUGACAUGGACAGUGGAGAGCUAGUGAUAACCUCAUCUCUAAUCUUGUAGUCAACACUCAGCAUCAGAGGGUUUUCUGAAAAGUGCAGCCAGGUGAUGGACCACACAUAAUGACAAGACCAGAUAUGUCUGUUUACUGCCAGAUAUUUAUGAGUAACCUGGAUUGAAGUGAAAUGACUUUUCCAUUCUUAUAAAAAAGACAAAUAAAGAUGUUUUUGAGCAGU
Molecule: messenger RNA, 1663 nt
Organism: Cynoglossus semilaevis (tongue sole)
Lineage: Eukaryota; Metazoa; Chordata; Actinopteri; Pleuronectiformes; Cynoglossidae
Product: protein kish-A
Exons: 4
Coding region: 130-348 (72 amino acids)
Source: RefSeq, a predicted model, not a curated record